AGAAAACGAGAGGAGGAGGCUGUGUGGCAAAAUAGACGAAAGAAAGAAAGAACUAGAGAUCACUAGGUCACAUUUUCUGACAAAAACUUGCGUUUCAGCAGGCUCAUUUGUGAUUUUGUCACUUUUGAAAAGCCUUCGUUAUGCUAGCUGUCACAAUUCAUUUGAACUUUGAAUAACAGCUUCACGAGCGCGUGGUGCGGCACUCACGCGCACUCUGCUCUAGUUUCUACCUGUCCUGAGUGAUAAGCUUGAGCAGCGCCCUUGGCAGCUCCGGCUCUGGGCCCACACUGGUGUCAGUCUCUCUCUGCAGAGCCACAGCCGGCCAGCAGGACGGUCAACUCUCGCUGGGUGAAUCCCAACACGGCGGGCUCCAUGGGUAACAGCCACGGGGCUGCAGGGCUACAGCGAGCCGUCCGCAAUGUGCUAAAGAAGGCCGGGAAAAUUCAUCACAAGGCUCUUGGGACAUGUCAGAAAGCUCUUCAGGUGUGAACACUCUCACUGGCAGUUUCCCCAAAUCCCACUCAUCCCAUGGCUCUGAAUUCAGGGUUACAGGCACACCUCUCUCUGUGGACCAAAGUCCUGACUCUGGACUAGUAUCUACACCCCUUCCAUCAAGUCGGUUCCAGUUUGCGUUGUGGCAUGGCCUGGAGCAGUGUGAUGUCACAGGUGACCAGCUGACGUGCCCCAGGGUUAGAGAAGGGCCAUCAGAAGAUGAGUUACAUCUAAAAGAGAGGGGUGGCAUCUGUUUGGAGAGAGGGAGGAGCAGGAGAAGAGAGGAAGAAGGACAGAGAUGGGAGGAGAGGCUUCAAGAGAACUGGGAAAACUGUCUGGAGUUAAAUCUGUCCUAUCAGGACUUGGGUGAUCCCUUCCAGCAAGAAAAUUUCCUCCGGAUCCUCCGCCGGUUGAUCCGAGUGGAGAAACUUCAACUGAUUGACAACUCCCUCACCAGCCUGAGUUCUGUACGUCUGCCAAGGUGCAGAGUGUUAAACCUGCACCGUAACCACCUGGUGUGUCUGCGUCAGCUGCCAAAGCUCCCAGCAGUGGAGCACCUUUGUCUGUCUGAGAACGCCAUUGGUUCCCUGGGGGGACUGGGUGCUCUGGGGAACAGCCCACUCCGUUCCCUGAACCUGAUCCGCAAUCCAGUGACUUUCACUCAGGACUACCGUGCACGUGUUUUCUCCUGUUUGCCAAAGCUCGAGGUCCUGGAUGGAAUCCCCAAGCUGCCAGAAGACUCGCUGCCCCCAGGUUUACUGCUCCCAGAAACCAGCAGGAUGUGUAAUAUUUUGUGACAUUCUUCCGUGGUAGCCCGCACUUUGAAAAUGUCAGCUUUCAGAGAUCUCCUCUGAGGGAAAGUGGCUAGGUAACAUUUAAAUGAAGGACUUAGUAUUUACACAAACUGUCAUACUUACUGCCGUUAAGGUCACAGGUGAGGCAUCCAGAAGAAUAAUCGCAAGGUAAUGCUUUUAGUACCAAGUAACAACUACCAAUAUAUUACUGAUAUUUUUAAAGUGGGAUUUAUAUACAAUUUACAGCUAUUUUGAUAAUAAAUAGAAAAUACCAUCAAGACUUUGAAGUGUUUAUUUU
Oreochromis niloticus (Nile tilapia) is the source of this 1584-nucleotide messenger RNA. RefSeq lists its product as uncharacterized. The coding region runs from base 465 to 1289 and encodes 274 amino acids. Lineage: Eukaryota; Metazoa; Chordata; Actinopteri; Cichliformes; Cichlidae. The record is from RefSeq and is a predicted model, not a curated record. The transcript has 7 exons.